This is a messenger RNA of Canis lupus familiaris (dog), 818 nucleotides long. RefSeq names its product RNA-binding protein 7-like. The record is from RefSeq and is a predicted model, not a curated record. Gene Ontology annotation, molecular function: single-stranded RNA binding. Gene Ontology annotation, biological process: regulation of alternative mRNA splicing, via spliceosome. Gene Ontology annotation, cellular component: nucleus. NCBI's taxonomy places the organism in Eukaryota, Metazoa, Chordata, Mammalia, Carnivora, Canidae. The transcript has a single exon.
GGGGGCGACGCUGACAUGGGGGCGGCGGUGCAGGAGGACCGCAUGCUCUUUGUGGGCAACCUGGAGACGAAGGUGACAGAGGAGUUCCUCUUCGAGCUUUUCCACCAGGCUGGGCCUAUAGUAAAAGUGAAAAUCCCAAAUGGUAAACCAAAGCAGUUUGCAUUUGUGAAUUUCAAGCACAAAGUGUCUGUUCCUUAUGCGAUGAACCUACUUAAUGGAAUCAAACUUUUUGGGAGGCCCAUCAAAAUUCAGUUUAGAUCAGGAAGUAGCCAUGCCUCACGGGAUGUCAAUUUGUUGUAUCCCCAGCAUCAUCUUGGAAACUCAAGCCCUACCUCUACAUCUCCUAGCAGGUAUGAAAGGACUGUGGAUACUAUGACUCCAUCAGCACAGAUAAUUCAGAAAUCUUUCUCUUCUCCAGAAAAUUUUCAGAGACAAGCAGUGAUGAACAGUGUUUUGAGACAGAUGUCCUAUGGUGGGAAAUUUGGUUCUCCACACCUGGAUCCAUCAGGAUUUUCCCCAUCACAUAGUCACAGUUUUAACCAGUCUUCAAGCUCCCAGUGGUGCCAAGAUACACCAUCAUCACACCGUAAAGGCAGACAGAAUUCUCAUCCCUAUAUACCAGAUAGACAUUAGAGCCGAGAACAGCAUUACAGUGAUCAUGGGUCUGACCAUCAUUACAGAGGAAGCAGAGAUGACUACUUCUAUGAAGAUAGAAAUCCCGAAGGCUGGAGCCAUGACUAUGAUAACAGAAGAGACAGUAACCGAGAUGGAAAAUGGUGUUCAUCUCGACACUAACAAGUAUUAAAAGGACGAUGUUG